Molecule: messenger RNA, 1105 nt
Organism: Vitis vinifera (wine grape)
Lineage: Eukaryota; Viridiplantae; Streptophyta; Magnoliopsida; Vitales; Vitaceae
Product: protein MKS1
Exons: 1
Coding region: 230-961 (243 amino acids)
Cellular component (GO): nucleus
Source: RefSeq, a predicted model, not a curated record
AAUUUAUUUUUUUAUUUUCCUUCACUUUUUCUUUUCUUCUACUUUUCCUUUAUAUUUUCUUUACUUUGCAUUUUCCUUCAAAUUUUCUAUAACCAAACAUAACCUAAACGAACUAAAGACAAAUGUAAGAGGAAGAGAGGAGCAUUGACUUCACGGCCAAACACUAAAGCAGAGUCAGCAUCGGCUCUCAUAAAUUGAUUUCAUUUGGUGGGCUGAAUAAUAACAAUACAUGCCCAUUUUCGUCUUAUCUUCCCACUUUCUCCCUCCUCUCUCCAGCCCAUCAAUCAUGAUGAACCCGCCGGACUUCUUCUCUUCCGGCGGUGACGGCCCUUCCCCGCAGCGGAGAGAGCUCCAAAUCCAAGGCCCUCGUCCUUCGCCGCUCAAAGUCAGCAAGGAAUCCCACAAGAUCAAGAAGCCGCCGACUGCUCCUCUUCCCGCGCAUCGACAAACUGCUCCACCGCCGCCAGAGAAUCAAAACCGCGAACCGGUGAUCAUCUACACCAUCUCGCCCAAGGUCAUCCACACCACCGUCAACGACUUCCUAUCAGUAGUCCAGCGCCUGACCGGGAACUACGCCACGUCGCCCUCCGCUAGUGACCUCGCAGCCUCCGGCGCCGGCGAUCUUUCCCCUGCUGCGCGUCUGGCUUCGAUAGAGAAGACUAGCCCCCCGAAAGAGAGAGAUCGAGGGGGUGGCGGGGGCGUCGGCGUUAUGGGUUUGGUGGAAGGGGUUGAGGUGGGUCAAAUUCCGGGGAUUUUAUCUCCGGCGCCGGCGACACUCCCUCCGAUCCCUCCAGGGUUCUUCUCUCCGGCACCGGACCCACAAACCCUCUCGGUAUUGCAAGAUUUAAACUAUUUCUUACAGGGAAGUAGCUUCAUUUCAAGCCCUUCGAAUUUGCUCUCAGCUCCGAUAAUUUCGCCGACACUAUCACCAGACUUUCUCAGCCAGUUCUUGGACUUUUAGUAUAUUUCUAGAAGAAAAAAAAAUUGACUGACUUUUUGGCACAAUUUUCAUAUUAAUUUUCCUGUAAUUGUAAUUGUAAUUGUAAUUGUAAUUUUGUAGCUACGAGUGAUUCAGAACCAAAAAAGAAAAAACUUUUUUUGGGCA